GUAAUCAGCAUACACUGCUGGGGUUAUUCUUCCUACACCGGUGGCAACUUGCCAAUACUGGCACAGGUCUUUGAAUCCCAAGAAGCUAAUUGAUGUUGGUUUCUCUCGGCUUGGUGCACGGAUGACAAUGAGUAGGACUAUCAAGCUUUACAAGCUACCAGAAUCAACAGUCACACCGGGGUUUCGAAAGAUGGAAAUCCACGAUGUUCCUGCAGUUACGAGGCUAAUUAGGAAUUAUUUGAGCCAUUUUAUUGUUGCACCUGAUUUUGAUGAAAAUGAUGUCGAGCAUUGGCUUCUUCCAAGGGAGAAUGUUGUGGAUAGUUAUCUGGUUGAAAGUCCUGAAUCUCAUGAAGUCACUGACUUUUGUAGUUUUUACACACUUCCCUCUUCUAUCCUUGGCAACGCAAAUUAUUCAAAUUUGAAAGCAGCAUAUUCAUUCUACAACGUAUCAACUGCAACCCCUUUGCUUCAGCUGAUGAAUGACGCUCUCAUUGUAGCAAAACAGAAGGAUUUUGAUGUUUUCAACGCUUUGGAUGUCAUGCAAAACGAAACCUUCUUGAAGAAGCUGAAGUUUGGACCUGGCGAUGGUAAACUUCAUUAUUAUCUUUACAACUACCGAGUAAGGCAAGCGUUGAAGUCAUCAGAGUUGGGGCUGAGAUAA
Lathyrus oleraceus (garden pea) is the source of this 661-nucleotide messenger RNA. Its product is annotated as glycylpeptide N-tetradecanoyltransferase 1-like. Gene Ontology annotation, cellular component: cytoplasm. Gene Ontology annotation, molecular function: glycylpeptide N-tetradecanoyltransferase activity. The coding region runs from base 122 to 661 and encodes 179 amino acids. The transcript has a single exon. The record is from RefSeq and is a predicted model, not a curated record. NCBI's taxonomy places the organism in Eukaryota, Viridiplantae, Streptophyta, Magnoliopsida, Fabales, Fabaceae. Gene Ontology annotation, biological process: N-terminal peptidyl-glycine N-myristoylation.